Carya illinoinensis is the source of this 4060-nucleotide messenger RNA. RefSeq lists its product as uncharacterized. The coding region runs from base 1433 to 3760 and encodes 775 amino acids. The record is from RefSeq and is a predicted model, not a curated record. The transcript is spliced from 9 exons. NCBI's taxonomy places the organism in Eukaryota, Viridiplantae, Streptophyta, Magnoliopsida, Fagales, Juglandaceae.
UCUCUCCCGAAUUGCUGAUUUUCUGAAAUUCGAUCGAACUGCUUUUCUGAAAACGGGGUCGAUUAGAUCGACGGUCCAGAGCCAUGAGAUUAUAUUACUCCGGAUGACUCCGAAAGAAUCUCUCUUUGGUCGCGGGGACACUGCUGAAUUUCCCUGGCUGGGACACAGGUCAUCCGGAAAUUAUAUUACUCCAGAUGGACCUGUUAUUUCCCACUCUCUGUCCCUGGCUGGCAGGCUCCACUAUCAGUUGCAGCCUUUUUUCUCUCCUACGGAUGGACCAGAGAGCUCAGUCUCUCUGAAAUGAAUCUCGCUUUCUCUCUCUAACUUCGAGGUCUCGAAACCCUAGAAGAUUCACUCUUUUUUUUUUUUUUUUCCUUUCACAUUCCGUUCAAUCCGAUUUAGCUCGGUGUUCUCUCUCAUUCAUUCCCACUGUCGUUUGAAAUUCUAGCAGGUUAUGCACAUGUCUGUCGAAUUCUCUCUGUUUCCCUGUUUAUUCUCUGGCAAAAAGCUACAUUUUCUCCGUUUUCACACAUGCAUCGAAGAAUGAAUGAGUUUCAAAAGCACAUUGUGUGACUUGUUUGUUUCCCUGGAAAAGCCAUUUUUAAGUGGAUUUUCUCAACCCAUUUAAGUGUUUAACAGCAAAAAAGUAGCUCUUUCUUUCCUUACUUCCGAUAAUUUUGUUACUUUUCUCCCUCUUUUUUGAGUGAUCAAGACUUUUAAUGCUUCAUCACUUAUGGGUGGUAUGCUUGAUGGAGCAAGAACGGUUGUUAGUCACUUAGCUAUAGGAACAAGAAAAAUGAUCUCUCUCUCUCUCUCUCUCUCUCUGUCUGUUGACGAACGUUUUCACUAUUCUGCUUCUACGAGUCCCUUUUUAGUUGGAUUUAUUGGUAGUUGUUGUCUCUUUCUUUGAGAUUCAAGUGUUACAUCACUAAAAAAUAUCGGCUUUUAUUUUGGAGAUUCUUAGUACCAUCAAUUUGCAUCAUUUACCAUCUUCCCUAAAAUCUUUUCAAAUUUUGGUCUUGUUGCUUUCUCUUCUUAAUUGGGUGGAGGGCUUGUUAGUUCUGGAGUUUUAAUCUUGAAGAUAGAUUUGUAGAUUAUUCUCUGUCUCAGAUAAUAAUUAGUUAUUGUUGUGCCAAUUUACUUUUUCUAAUUUUGAGGAUCGUAAUCUGUUUACCUGUUCAUUUUUUCAUUCCUUAGCUGGUGAUUAAUUUGGAUUUUUCACUUAAAAAUAUUUUUGCUUAACCCAUUGUUUCUUAUUAAAAAAAGCUGCUUAAUACAUGAUCCAGGCUAUUCAUCGCGAGGGUGCUAAACUAGUCUACUGUACGAUCGCGCAUGGUCAAAAUAAUUUAUAAUAAAGCUACUGGGAUUCUUGACCUGAUUGUGGAGACUUUGUUAUCUGGGGUCGAACAGUUGGUUGAGUUUCUUAAGAUUCAUGGCUUUUGAUCCAGGGGACUCGUCCCAUAAUCAAGUCUCACACGACAGCAGUUACAGUAUGAUAACUGUGUGGCAAUGUGACUUUUAUGCUGGUUAUGGAUAUGAUGUGAUAGAAGAAGAUGCUUUAAAUGAGAAAUCUUGUAUUCAAGUUCUAAGGAUGUUGGUAACAAGGGCAGACACUGAAAUUGAUGAACUUGAGCAAGAUCUUGUGUUACUUCAAUGUGAACUAGCCUCUGCUGAGCACGAAGAAUGGUCUGAACUAUGUUGUAAUGCUUUGAGAGAAAAGAUUAAUUGCCUUGAUAUUUCAUUAGGGAGUUUGAGGAAUGCUGAUGAGAGUGAUAUUGAGGUUCAGUUGCUAAUGGAUAUAGAACCCGCUGAGAGAGUACAUGAAAUAGUGAGGGCUCUACUCAGAAAUUAUUUUCCAGAAAAUAAUGAGCAGGUUGUUUGUUACUUCCAUGCUGAACAGCCUCUGCAUGCUAUUGCCUUGGACUCCAGCUCAAAUAUUACAGAACAUGCCGCUUACCUAUUGGAUGAGAAUGAGAUGUUUAGCAUCAUUGAUUCAAAUAUCAGCGUAAAGGAGGAAACCAAGGAAUCCAGUAUUACUGAAACAUGCACUGGCUCGAAUUUGUCUUUGAAACUUCAAGAGAAGAAAACAAAUGAUCCAGAGAUAAUUAAGCCUGAAAAUACCAAGGCCAAAGAUUCCAAUGUUGAUUCUUUAAGACUUGCAGCUGACCACCACAACGGGAAGCAAAUGUUGGAGGAGAAUGAUGUAAGAAGUUCUCAGAAGGGGGAGGCCAAUGAACACUCUUCCACUCCCGAAACCACAGCUAGUCAAGAUUUGUCUUUGAAGCCUGAAAUGAAGAGGAAAUAUAACCCUGAAAUGAUUAAGCCAGCAGACACUAAAAUGAAAAAUUCAUGUAAAGAUGCUUUGCCACUUGUGAUUGGCCAAUCCAUUGAGAAAAUUUUGGGUGACUCUGAUCUGAAAACAAGUGAGGAGAUUGAAGAACACAAUUCCUCUCCAAUGGUGGGUGAUUUUAUUUUGGGCUCAUCAUCCAAGCUUGAGGGAAAUAGAACAGAUCAUGGUAAAGAGGUCAAGCCUGCAAAAACUAUCGAGAAAGGUUCCAGCUCUGAUGCUAUCAGGAAUGCAGCUGGCUUCUCCCCUGGCAAAUUUGAGUUGAAUGUAGGUGGAAACCUGGAAGUUAGAGAAGACAAUUCUAAUGCUAUGCACAAAAGCAAAAUAUUAAAUUCAUCUUCAAAUCCUGAAAGCAAGGGAGGAAAUCUUCCAAAAACAGCUAAGCCUGCAAAUGCCUUCGGUAAAAGCAGUAGUGCUGAGGCACUGAGGCCGGCUACUGGCCUCAAUAGAAGGAAAAAAGGCUUCAGUUCUGAAUCAGGUGCUUUCAGACAGGCAGAAAGUGCAAAGCCUGAUUUAGAGCUAAAACUAAGUGAAUUUGCUGUGACAAUUGCACGCAGAGAGUGCAUCAAAGGGUUAAAGAAUGCUCCAACUGACAAGAUUGAGUCUCCAGAUUCAACUUCGAGGACAGAAUGCGAGAGGAAAACUCCACAAAGAGUGAUGGUACAAGAAACUGGAUUUAUUAAAACUGGAGAUCCAUCAACUUCACUUUUAGAUUUGAAAGAUCAAAUGGGACAAGAAACAACCAAGCUGCAGCUGAUGGAGAGGAACUCACUAGCGGGAGAUGUUCCUAAGGCAGAAGCUAGUGAUGGCAAGAAGUCAAUUUUGAAUUUAUCUUUGAAGCUACCAAAGCAGAAGGAAGAGAGGAAGAUUGGGUCAGAUACACCACAGGUCCAAGAACGAACUUUCCCUGCAAUUGGAGUUUUUUCAAAUUCUUCUAUCGCAAGAUCCAAGAGCAAACAAAAAUUUGGAGUCAGCACCAAUGACCAUUCUUUGAAUGUGGAGGCUGCAAAGAGAUUAGGUCAGCGAGGCCAGUACGAAGCUGAAGAGAACAGUGUUACUCGUGUUGACCGCAAAAGUUCAGUUUUAGUGUCUCAGAGGAAAGGAAAGAGAACUUCAAAAUUGCCAAUCACGGUAAAGAUCAAAGAUUCAACUCAUGUUAAUAUGGACCUCUUAAAUUUGCCCGAUAAUGCAACUGACAAUGGAAGUAAGGAAAAUCUUCAGAUCAUCAAGUCCUACUCUGAUGAUUCCCAUACUAAGGCUUUGGUUCCGCUGCCUUAUAAAGUUCUGAACUUGAAGGAUUUGACAUUAAUUGACCUGAGAGCCAUUGCAAAGGAAAACAAAUUGACAAAAUAUCAUAAGCUUCGGAAACAUGUGCUGCUUGAACUAUUAGCAGACCGACUGGGAUGUUGCUGAAUAUACAAGCGGGUGUACAUAUUUUCUUGUUCUAUUGUUUUCUUACAUAUACAUACAGUUGGGGAUGGUCGGAUGUCUCACGGAUCUUGAAUGGAUCCAUUGUUCUACAUAACGAGCACUCAAGACAAGGUUAUAAGAAAAAAGGAAGGGAAGAAUAGAAAGGAAGGACUAAGAAAUUUCAAGAAAUUUCUGUUUCAUAUCUUACCAUCAUUUUAGUUCUGAUAAUGAUGACCAUAUAUUUCAUCUGUACUCAUAGGAUGUCAAUAUCAGAUUGCUAUCAAUCUUUUUGCAGAAUUGCCA